AUGAAUCCAGCGGACCACAGCGGCAGGUAGCGGACAGCUCAGCUCCUGUUCAACAAAUAGAGACAAGAUGGCGGCUGCAGCAGCGAUGAUGAUGAACUUCUCGCAGCAGAUUUUCUCUAAAAACGAUCUGACUCCGGACUGGACCAGCCAGGAAGUCAGCACCGGGACCACCAUCAUGGCAGUGGAGUAUGAUGGAGGAGUUGUGAUUGGAGCUGACUCUCGUACGACUACAGGAGCUUACAUUGCCAACAGAGUGACGGACAAACUGACUCCGAUCCACGACCGGAUCUUCUGCUGCAGGUCUGGAUCAGCCGCUGACACUCAGGCCAUCGCUGACGUGGUCACCUACCAGCUGGGCUUCCACAGCAUCGAGCUGGACGAGCCCCCAUUGGUGGAGACGGCUGCCAAUCUGUUCAGAGCUAGCUGCUACCGCUACAGAGAGGAGCUGACAGCAGGGAUCCUUGUGGCAGGUUGGGACAGGAGGAAGGGAGGACAGGUGUACUGUGUUCCUAUUGGUGGGAUGCUGGUGAGGCAGCCUGUAUCAGUAGGAGGUAGUGGCUCCACCUACAUCUACGGCUUCAUGGACUCCAACUACAAACCAGGACUCACCAAGGACCAGUGUCUGGAGCUCACUGCUGCAGCCCUGUCCCUGGCGAUGGAGAGGGACGGCUCCAGCGGUGGUGUGGUUCGGUUGGCGACCAUCUCUGAGGACGGGGUGGAGCGACGGGUCAUUCUGGGGAACCAGCUGCCAAAGUUCUCCACACACUGAGCAUGCUCAGUUCACAGCUGUGUGUUGUUAAUAAAGGUUUCUCUGUCA
Messenger RNA from Acanthochromis polyacanthus (spiny chromis), 817 nucleotides. Its product is annotated as proteasome subunit beta type-6-like. The transcript has 7 exons. Gene Ontology annotation, cellular component: proteasome core complex. Gene Ontology annotation, molecular function: threonine-type endopeptidase activity. The record is from RefSeq and is a predicted model, not a curated record. NCBI's taxonomy places the organism in Eukaryota, Metazoa, Chordata, Actinopteri, Pomacentridae. Bases 68 to 769 code for a protein of 233 amino acids.